CCCACCGUAGACGUGCGGAGUCUCUGGACCCUCGGCUCGUCCAGCUGCAUCAUGUUCACGUGCGCGCUGCUGGCGGUGGUCAGCCUGCUGUUCGCGGUGCACUACUUCUACACCAGCAGGAAGAGGAGAGAGAACGAGCCGCCUUUAAUCAAAGGCUGGAUCCCUUUCCUUGGGAAAGCUCUGGAGUUCAGGAAAGAUGCUUAUAAGUUCCUGGAUGAGCAGAAGAGGAAGCAUGGAGACAUUUUCACGGUCCAGAUCGCAGGUAAAUACAUGACCUUCAUCAUGGAUCCGUUACUGUAUCCGUACAUCAUCAAACACGGCCGGCAGCUCGACUUUCACGAGUUCUCCAACAAGGUGGCACCCGUCACAUUCGGGUACCCGCCGGUCCACAGCAAGCUGCACCCUGGGCUGAAGGAGCAGAUCCAGCGCGCCUUCAAACUCCUGCAGGGGGACAACCUCACCCCGCUGACAGAGAGCAUGAUGGGUAACCUGAUGCUGGUGUUUCGCCAGGAUCACCUGGGGCACGGCGGCUGGAGGAGCGGUAGCAUGUACCAGUUCUGUCUGUCCGUCAUGUUUGAGGCCACCCUCCUGACCAUGUUCGGCCACCCGGCGGCCGCCCGCCGCCAAACUGGGAUGAGCACGCUGAGGAAUGACUUCGUCAAGUUCGACAACAAGUUCCCUCUGCUCAUCGCGCAGGUUCCCAUCUGGCUGCUGGGGGAAACCAGCGCCGUCCGCAAAAAGCUCAUCAACCACUUCCUGCCCGACCGCAUGUCACGCUGGACCGACAUGUCGGAGUUCAUCCGCAUGCGUAUGGAGGUGUUUGAGAACUACGAAAACCUGAGAGACGUCGACAAAGCAGCUCAUCACUUUGCCAUGCUUUGGGCGUCUGUGGGGAACACGGUUCCUGCCACCUUCUGGGCCAUGUACUACCUGGUGAGCCACCCGGAGGCGCUGCAGGCGGUGCGACAGGAGAUCCAGGAGGUCUUGAGCCUCAGUGGUGUGGAAUUCAGCAGUGACACAGAUGUGAAGCUGCACAGGGAUCAGCUGGACAAGCUCCGUUAUCUGGAGAGCACCAUCAAUGAGAGCUUCCGUCUGUCCUCGGCCUCCAUGAACAUCCGGGUGGCGCAGGAGGACUUCAGUCUGCGGCUGGGGGAGAGUCGCUCAGUUGCCGUCAGGAAAGGAGACAUCAUCGCCAUGUAUCCUCAGAUCAUGCACCUGGACCCGGAAAUCUACGAGGAGCCCAAGACGUUCCGAUUUGACCGCUACGUUCACAACGGUGCAGAGAAAACAGACUUCUACAAGGACGACCAGAAGCUGAAGUACUACCUGAUGCCAUUUGGCUCGGGCUCAUCCAUGUGUCCCGGACGCCACUUUGCCAUGAAUGAGAUAAAGCAGUUCCUGUGCCUGCUGCUGCUGUACUUCGACCUGCAGCUGGAGGACGGGCAGAGCCGCGCUGAGCUCGACCCCAGCAGGGCCGGUCUGGGGAUCCUGCUGCCCUCUGCUGACGUCCGAUUCCGCUACAGACUGCGAGUUGUCUGACAACAAGACUGAUGGUGGUUACUGACUGGACACUGAAUCAGUCAUGAGAGUGAGUCAGUCAGUCAUGCUGGUAAAGGAAGGAUCCUCUCCAAACUGUUCCCACAAUUUCGGACAUGCGAAAUAGUCCAAAAUGUCUUAGUAUGCUGAAGCUUUUAGUUCCUGUCACUGGAACUAAGAUACAGAUCCAGACUCUCCAUAAACAAGUGUCCACACCAGAGUCCCCCCUUCAACAAACUUUAUAUUUGGUACGAUGCAGUCAGACAAGAACUGUUGGGAAACUGUGCAAAUACUUUUGGCAAUAUCGGGGGGCGACAGUAGCUCAGUUGGUAGAGAAGGUCGUCUUAUAACCGGAAGGUUGGCGGUUCGAUCCCUGC
Molecule: messenger RNA, 1913 nt
Organism: Salarias fasciatus (jewelled blenny)
Lineage: Eukaryota; Metazoa; Chordata; Actinopteri; Blenniiformes; Blenniidae
Product: 25-hydroxycholesterol 7-alpha-hydroxylase-like
Exons: 6
Coding region: 52-1539 (495 amino acids)
Biological process (GO): cholesterol homeostasis; bile acid biosynthetic process
Molecular function (GO): heme binding; iron ion binding; steroid hydroxylase activity
Source: RefSeq, a predicted model, not a curated record